Messenger RNA from Lactuca virosa, 1238 nucleotides. The record is from the annotation of a GenBank genome assembly. Lineage: Eukaryota; Viridiplantae; Streptophyta; Magnoliopsida; Asterales; Asteraceae.
ACUGAAAAACCCUAGCAGAGCAUUACAACUUAGAGCAAAGGAAUUUUGAAGUUUUUGAAGGUUGAAGAUUAACUCAUAAUGACUGGAGAUAAUUUGGUGUUGCCUCCUGGAUUUAGAUUCCAUCCCACGGAUGAGGAAUUGGUUAUGCAUUACCUUAUCAAGAAAUGCGCUUCUCAAACGAUUUCGGUUCCUAUUAUUGCUGAGAUUGAUUUGUAUAAGUUCGAUCCGUGGCAGCUUCCUGAGAUGGCUCUGUACGGAGAAAAGGAAUGGUACUUUUUCUCACCUAGAGACAGAAAGUAUCCAAACGGAUCUCGACCUAACAGAGCCGCCGGAACUGGUUACUGGAAAGCCACCGGAGCAGACAAGCCGAUCGGAAAACCAAAAGCCGUCGGAAUAAAGAAGGCGUUGGUGUUCUACGCCGGAAAAGCUCCGAGAGGCGUUAAAACGAAUUGGAUUAUGCAUGAAUAUCGUCUCGCGAACGUCGAUAGAUCCGCCGGCAAACGGAGCAACAAUCUAAGGUUAGAUGAUUGGGUAUUAUGUCGGAUAUACAACAAGAAAGGGGUAUUGGAAAAACAUUUAAAUGCAGAAACAAAAUCAAUACAAUUUUCUGAGGUGAAAAUUGAAACAAAACCGGAUAUCACAGCAUAUUCUCCCGUGGCUAAAACGUCAUCGUUUCAAGCACCAUUGUCAUCAGUACCUCAUCACGUCAUGGAUGACGGAUUUAAUUUCGAAACAUCGGAUUCAGUUCCCACUUUACACACGGAUUCAAGUUCAGAACACGAAAGAGAAGUUCAAAGUGAAGCUAAAAGAGAAGAUUUUCAAUAUAAUUAUAUUGAUCCGUUUGCAGAUGACGCUUUUACCCCUCAAAGUCAAUACUACGAUUAUCAACUCUCUCCUUUACAAGAUAUAUUCAUGUUCAUGCCAAAAUCAUUUCAAAUGUAAUAAAAAAAGAAACUAUGGCAACAUGUGUACAUGAAAUGGAGUUUUGACCAGAGUACAAUCAUCCCAGCAUGAUGUACAAGUUGGAGAAGCCGCAAUAGUUGAAGGGGUUUAGGCCCAUGACAUUCAAUUGGGCUUGUUGACUUUGACUCUUUGGGCUGACCAUUGAAGAAACGUGAAAACCGUGAAGGGCAAUACUGUCAUUUUGCAUAUGUAGAUCCUAAGUUUAUUCCAUGUUAAUAUUAGCAUUCUUUUGGUAGGGAGAGCAUUUUACACAUGUAGGAGAGGAGUAGGACGUU